Molecule: messenger RNA, 658 nt
Organism: Sturnus vulgaris (Common starling)
Lineage: Eukaryota; Metazoa; Chordata; Aves; Passeriformes; Sturnidae
Gene: FAM167B
Product: family with sequence similarity 167 member B
Source: RefSeq, a predicted model, not a curated record
GAUCAGCGGGGAUUUUGGGGGGGGGGACUUUGCUUGUCCCACCAUGGCCUUGAGCCAGCUGAAAUUCAAGGAGCUGGGCGAGGAGGAGCCCACCUGGGAGCAGGAGAACCUGGACAGCGUGAAGGCGCUGACGGCCAAGCUGAAGCUGCAGACGCGCAGACCCUCGUACCUGGAGUGGGAAGCUCGGGUCAGGGGGCAGCGCUGGGGGGCUCGGACCCCCGGGGGCACCUGGGGGGCACCUCAAAGCUCCGGGCACCCCGAGGAGCAGCAGGGUCGUGGCGUUUGUGGCUUUGCCACCAUGGAGGCGGCUCUGGAGUGGCUCAGGACGGAGCUGCGGGACAUGCAGGCUCUGGACCAGCGGCUGGCGCAGCAGCUGAUGCGGCUGCGGGCGCGGCUGCACCGGCUGAAGGUGGAGCAGGCCUGCCACCAGCACAAGGAGAUGCUGGACGACGCCACCUUCGGCCUCGAGGGCUGCGAGGAAGACUCGGAUCUGCUCUGCACCAUCCCCCCCAAGGCCGCUUUCCUGCUCUCCACGCCGCUCAAGCACAUCGGCGUCACCCGCAUGAACAUCAACUCCCGGCGCUUCUCCCUCUGCUGAGCCACUCCCGCGGGCAGCCCGGGGGGGUUUGGGGGCUCCAAGAUCCCCUCCCCAAAUUCC